AAAACAAUAUAACACUGAAAUGGGUGAACCUUUCCUUUAAGAUAGUGAGAGUGAAAUACCGCUAGUAAGCAGUUUAACUGUCCAACAACGAUUCCGUUUCCUCAAACCAUUUCCUAGUAGGACGGGUAUGUGCGUAAAGAGAGAGGAGAAACGUGACGUCACGGAAUAGCUUUCUACCCCCAAACUCUCGUUUGGUUUUUGCAGAUUUUAAUCGAAUAUAGAAUUUAUGUCUCUCGUUUUAAUUUCUUCAGCGUGUGUUGUGUUUCUUAAAGAAUAUCGUCAUAUAAUGCAAUUGAAGAACGUUGCAUAGUAACAGCAUUCCUGGUUUUGGAAGAAAAAAAAAGAGGAUAAUUUCUAAGGUGUUGAGUUUUAGUCUGAAUUAUAUUUAUUUCCAACUGGAGGAAAAUAUCAAAUUGUAAUGGCAGAAAACAAUUUCCCUCCCCUGCCUGGCUUCAUUCCUCUGAAGCCGUGUUUCUAUCAGGACUUCAAUGAGAUCCCAGAUGUACACCGCUCCAUCUGCAAGAAGCUCUACUACCUAUGGAUCUUCAACAGUGCCACCUUGGCGGUCAAUCUGAUUGGCUGCCUGGCAUGGAUGUGCGGCGGGGGCGGAGCCACUAACUUUGGCAUGGCUAUUCUGUGGCUCAUCCUGUUCACCCCCUGCUCCUACGUGUGCUGGUUCAGACCCAUCUACAAGGCCUUCAAGACUGACAGCUCGUUCAACUUCAUGGCGUUCUUCUUCGUGUUCAUGGCCCAGGUGGUGAUCAGCAUCAUCCAGUGUAUAGGCAUUCCAGGCUGGGGCAUCUGUGGCUGGCUGGCUACCAUCACCUUCUUCAGCACCAAUAUAGGCUCCGCUGUAGUCAUGCUGAUCCCCACCAUCAUGUUCACUGCCAUGGCUGUCCUCUCCUUCACCGGGCUCACCAAGGUGCACAACAUGUACCGUGGCACUGGGGGCAGUAUGAGUAAAGCCCAGGAGGAGUGGACCACCGGGGCCUGGAAGAACCCUCACGUCCAGCAGGCGGCGCAGCAGGCCGCCGUGGGGGUGGCACAGGGAGCCAUGCAGCAGCAACAGCCCCAGUACUCACAGGCACCCACCUACAAUUAUGACGACCCGGGCAUGUAGGGCAGGGAGGAGGAGAGGGUGGGAGAGAAGGGGUGAGGAAUAGCCAGGUUGACAGUCUGUUUCUGAUCUCGCGUCAGUUGUUAUGAGAGCAGAAACCGAGCCUCCCAGGCUAGGUGAGGGACAGACUGGGGAGAUGAAAAGGGAUGAUCAUCAAAUGAGAACCACAAUUCACGAUUACAUUCAGAUAAUUCUUAGAUAACAAAAAUAUAUACAGUGGGGAGACAAAGUAUUUGAUACACUGCCGAUUUUACAGGUUUUUCUACUUACAAAGCAUGUAGAGGUCUAUAAUUUUUAUCAUAGGUACACUUCAACUGUGAGAGACGGAAUCUAAAACAAAAAUCCAGAAAAUCACAUUGUAUGAUUUUUAAGUAAUUAAUUUGAUACAAAAUUAUAGACCUCUACAUGCUUUGUAAAUAGAAAAACCUGUAAAAUCGGCAGUGUAUCAAAUACUUGUUCUCCCCACUGUAUAUAUUAAAAUGUGUCAUACUGUUUUGAUUUUGCUUCAAAAGGUUUUUCCUAAAUGUAGGAAUAAUAAUUUUACAAAAAUGGACCAGCACUCCAAACAUGCACAUAGUUAUUACACAUAGUAAUAACAUAUUACACACACAAUAUAAAUUUCUCUGCUUCCAUGUGCCAGACAGAUACUUGCACUGCCCUGUAAUGCUCAUUAGCUUUGAAAAGAAGAACCCAACACUGUCUUACUAGAGCCAUUGCAACGUUUCAAAAAAAAUAUUAGUUUUAGUAUAUUUGACUCUCUUAUCCAGAGCAACUUACAAUAGUGAGCAUACAUUUUUUUUGUACUUUUAUGUUUGUACUUGUCCCCCAUGGGAUUUGAACCCACAACCCUGACAUUGCAAGUGCCCUGCUCUACCAACUGAUCCACACAGGGACCUAGUGGGGUAGGCUUGUGAUGUUCUGUCAUGUUUUUGAAAAACAGUUUAUACUUGUUUUUGCAGUACUGUAUUAUUGUCAAGGAUGCAGUUUUGCCACAUGGACAUGACAAAAAUGCAGAAAGAUCAAAUUUAAUCCUAUUUAAAAAGGAUUAUCACAAUUUUGUCCAUGUUGAAUUUUGAUUUUGUAUCAACUUAGAUUCUCAGGAAUUGACAUCUACUUUGUUUUAGACAUAAAAUGACUUUAUUGUAUUCAUCUGUUUUUUUUUUUUAGAUCUUAGCUAGUUGCUAGAUGGCUAAUAGCUACAUGGCUAAUAGCUACAUGUUAGUCUGUCUACAGUAGAAAUACCAGACGUGCUGUUGGCGUCGUCAACAUUAGCCAUAUUAGAGGUGUUCAAUUGCUCAACAUUUUCAGAUUUAUUUCAGGUUAUGGGGAGUGUGUUUUGAGCGAGCAUGUUAUUCUGUUGACUAUAAGUGAAAUAAUUAAUAGAUGUUUAAAAAUAACAACCAAUUUAAGCACACAUGUACAGUGUUAAGUAUAGGAUGGAACAUUCCAGAUAAGUCUAUGACUACUGUAACCCAGUUUAUUUUACCUUUAUUUAACCAGGCAAGUCAGUUAAGAACAAAUUCUAUUUUUCAAUGACGGCCUAGGAACAGUGGGUUAACUGCCUGUUCAGGGGCAGAACAACAGAUUUGUACCUUGUCAGCUCGGGGGUUUGAACGUGCAACCUUCUGUUUCCUAGUCCAACUCUCUAACCACUAGGCUACCCUGCCACCUCUACACUCUAACCACUAGGCUACCCUGCCACCUCUACACUCUAACCACUAGGCUACCCUAGACUAGGUGAAACAAAAAUCGUUCCGUCUGUGAAGGGGCAAAUAGUUCUGUCUAUAGGGGGCAGAUAGUUCUGUCUAUAGGGGGCAGAUAGUUAUGUCUAUAGGGGGCAGAUAGUUCUGUCUAUAGGGGGCAGAUAGUUCUGUCUAUAGGGGGCAGAUAGUUCUGUCUAUAGGGGGCAGACAGUUCUGUCUAUAGGGGGCAGAUAGUUCUGUCUAUAGGGGGCAGAUAGUUCUGUCUAUAGGGGGCAGACAGUUCUGUCUAUAGGGGGCAGAUAGUUCUGUCUAUAGGGGGCAGACAGUUCUGUCUAUAGGGGGCAGAAGGGAAUGAUGGAAACAGUGGAACAUUUCCAAAACGUAGUCUUAAUUCCCCAUUGAAGAUAUAGUAUUUGCUAUUUGUAGAUGGACAGAUGUUAGAUGUUAUGAAUGUUUAUUCCCAUUGGUCAAUCCUCUCACUAAUCCUAAAGUGAACCCUGUGAAGCAAAUGCUUUAAAAGAAGAAAAAAAAGACUACAUUACCCAGGGGGCAAAUCUGGUUGUAAUGAUGUCAUUGUGACAUCAUUUCAAACAGUUUUGCCUGCUGGGUAAUGGUGGAGUUUAACCUUUACAAGUGAAAACAUAAAAUGUGGCUGUCAACGUUAGUACAUGAGUAUAGAUGUGAUUAUGGUAUAUAUAGAAAACAUUGAAUAUUGUUUAUACAAACAUCUCAUUUUAUGAACUGAAACGGGAAGAAAAUAACUGUAGCCUUUAUGAGUAUCGAUGUUUUCAUUUAGAGAUGGAACUACCGCAUAGCUACAUUUGACUGCAGUGGAAAAUGUUUUAGUCUCAAGAAAGUUAACUCUGAAAAUGUAAAAGAUGUAUAUUACAAAAAUGUGUAAUACAAUAUUAGACUUGAAACAAAUGUGAAGAUGUGUACAUGAAUGCCAGAUAUUUAAAAAAAAAAAAAAAAAACUGUGAAUUGUCUUGUCUGAUUGUGUGAUGAUGUUCAAUAUGAUUUUAUUUUAAAUAUUUCUCAAAACUUUUGUUGUUGUUGUUGUACUUUUCCUGUAUAAAUUCUAGAAGGUAUGUGAGGCAGAGUGUAUAUGUUCUAGAAGGUAUGUGAGGCAGAGUGUAUAUGUUCUAGAAGGUAUGUGAGGCAGAGUGUAUAUGUUCUAGAAGGUAUGUGAGGCAGAGUGUAUAUGUUCUAGAAGGUAUGUGAGGCAAAGUGUAUAUGUUCUAGAAGGUAUGUGAGGCAGAGUGUAUAUGUUCUAGAACGUAUGUGAGGCAGAGUGUAUAUGUUCUAGAAGGUAUGUGAGGCAGAGUGUAUAUGUUCUAGAAGGUAUGUGAGGCAGAGUGUAUAUGUUCUAGAAGGUUUGUGAGGCAGAGAGUAUAUGUUCUAGAAGGUAUGUGAGGCAGAGAGUAUAUGUUCUAGAAGGUAUGUGAGGCAGAGUGUAUAUGUUCUAGAAGGUAUGUGAGUGUAUAUGCAGCUCUGCUCUUUCUGUCUCUCCGCAGUCAUUGGUGUAUAAAAGGCUUCUAAUGGG
Messenger RNA from Oncorhynchus kisutch (coho salmon), 4363 nucleotides. Its product is annotated as secretory carrier-associated membrane protein 5. Bases 419 to 1120 code for a protein of 233 amino acids. Gene Ontology annotation, cellular component: recycling endosome membrane; trans-Golgi network membrane. Gene Ontology annotation, biological process: protein transport. The record is from RefSeq and is a predicted model, not a curated record. The transcript is spliced from 7 exons. NCBI's taxonomy places the organism in Eukaryota, Metazoa, Chordata, Actinopteri, Salmoniformes, Salmonidae.